Molecule: messenger RNA, 967 nt
Organism: Pimephales promelas (fathead minnow)
Lineage: Eukaryota; Metazoa; Chordata; Actinopteri; Cypriniformes; Leuciscidae
Source: RefSeq, a predicted model, not a curated record
GGAAGUAAAGUCUCCUCCUCAAGCUCAGGAAAGCGCCUUUUUUACCUCCAGGAAUCGUUUAAGACUCUCUCUGGUGAUAAAAUAAACUUACUUGUGUUACAUUUCUCAGUCAAAUAUGUCGACAUUAAGUGGAAAAUCUGAUAAGGAGAUCAGUCAGCUGUUGGAUGAAUAUGGCAUUAAACAUGGGCCCGUAGUAGAAUCCACACGGAAACUCUAUGAAAAGAAAUUGAAAGAGGCUAUGGCCAAAAACACUAAGCCUUCCUCGUCUGACAAGACAUACUACAGAGAAGAGCAGGAUGAAGUGGAAUAUCUUACCUUUCAUCAGCCCCCUCCGUUGACAAGAUACGAUGCAUUUGGUGAUGUCACAAGAAGGUCAAAAGUCCCAGAUGCAGAUUUUACUCGCGACAUAAGGAGGUCAAAGUUUACUGAUUAUAGAGAUGAUGAUGAUGAUGAUGAUGAUGUAGGGCAUACCAAUGAGCCUGUUAUCAGCUCAACUCGAACAACCUAUCAGAGUUCUUCUCGCCCAGGCCCAUCAGUCUCCAAAUCCGUGCAACAUGGUGCCAGUCUACAGACCAGCAAACCUGGAGGUGUGCCAGUGUGGCUGCGUGUCUUGAUGUUUCUUAUCAUUGCUGUGUUUCUAUAUUAUGUGUACACGUGUAUGGAGCCUGCAGAAGAGACUCCCUUUAAAACCAUUAAGUAGAGGAGCAGUGAGUUGUUUUAAAUAUGUUCAUCAGCCCCAACUAAUUCGAUUUAGUAGAACAAACAAAAAUAUAGCUUGUAAUAUAUUCUGUAAGAAUACAAAUUUUGAGAGGUUUAAUACCAGGUACUGUGGAUAAUGUGUAGUUUUAUUCAAAUAUUUGCUGUGCGUUUUUAUAAACAAACAAUAACAGAUGUGGAAGUCUGACCAAAUCAAGAAAAUUCUGAAUUUUUAUGAUAAUUUGUGCCAUUUAAGUGUCUUUAAAGCUUG